Messenger RNA from Pipistrellus kuhlii (Kuhl's pipistrelle), 6310 nucleotides. RefSeq names its product translocation associated membrane protein 2 (gene TRAM2). Gene Ontology annotation, cellular component: endoplasmic reticulum membrane. Gene Ontology annotation, biological process: protein insertion into ER membrane; SRP-dependent cotranslational protein targeting to membrane, translocation. The transcript is spliced from 11 exons. The record is from RefSeq and is a predicted model, not a curated record. The coding region runs from base 158 to 1279 and encodes 373 amino acids. Lineage: Eukaryota; Metazoa; Chordata; Mammalia; Chiroptera; Vespertilionidae.
CAGAAGUUGUCGGGCGCUGGGCCGGCCGGCGGGAGGGCGCACGGGCUGCGGGCCGGCGGGCGGGCGGGCGGAGCGGGCCGGGGCUGGGCAAGUUUGCGCGGCGGCUCCUGAGCGCAGGCAGGGUGCGGGGCCCGCCGGCCGCUGCGCGCCCGCGGCCAUGGCGUUCCGCAGGAGGACGAAAAGUUACCCGCUCUUCAGCCAGGAGUUCGUCAUCCACAACCAUGCGGACAUCGGCUUCUGCCUGGUGCUCUGCGUCCUCAUAGGGCUUAUGUUCGAGGUCACUGCCAAGACUGCCUUCCUAUUUAUUUUACCUCAGUAUAAUGUUAGCGUGCCUACGGCAGACAGCGAGACGGUGCACUACCACUACGGGCCGAAGGACCUGGUCACAAUCCUGUUCUACAUCUUCAUCGCCAUCAUCUUGCACGCCGUGGUCCAGGAGUACAUUUUAGACAAAAUCAGCAAAAGGCUUCAUCUCUCCAAGGUCAAACACAGCAAGUUCAACGAGUCUGGACAGCUGGUUGUCUUUCAUCUCAGCUCGGUGAUCUGGUGCUUCUACGUGGCGGUGACGGAAGGAUAUUUAACAAACCCGAGGAGCCUCUGGGAAGACUACCCACACGUGUACCUCCCCUUCCAGGUGAAGUUUUUCUAUGUGUGCCAGCUGGCCUACUGGCUGCACGCACUUCCUGAGCUGUACUUCCAGAAGGUACGGAAGGAGGAAAUCCCCCGCCAGCUCCAGUACAUCUGCCUGUACCUGCUCCACAUCGCCGGCGCAUACCUCCUCAACCUGAGCCGCCUGGGCCUGAUCUUGCUGCUGCUGCAGUACUCCACCGAGUUCCUCUUCCACAUGGCCCGGCUCUUCUACUUCGCCGAUGAGAACAACGAGAAGCUGUUUAACGCCUGGGCUGCUGUGUUUGGGGUCACCCGCCUCUUCAUCCUCACUCUCGCCGUGCUGGCCAUCGGCUUUGGACUUGCCCGCAUGGAAAACCAAGCUUUUGACCCCGAGAAAGGGAACUUCAACAACUUGCUUUGCAGGCUCUGCGUGCUGCUGCUGGUGUGUGCUGCCCAGGCCUGGCUCAUGUGGCGCUUCAUCCACUCCCAGCUGCGGCACUGGCGGGAGUACUGGAACGAGCAGAGCGCCAAGCGGAGAGUCCCCGCCCCCGCCCCCGCCCCCCGGCUGCCAGCCAGGCUCAUCAAGAGGGAAUCUGGUUACCACGAAAACGGAGUGGUGAAGGCCGAGAAUGGAACCUCCCCACGGACUAAGAAACUCAAGUCUCCUUAAGGCCAAAGUGCUGGGCACAGGAACGCUCUGUCACUGCCACCCCUUCCUGCCCCUGUCGCUCCCAUCAAACAGCAGGAACCUGUCUUUAAACGGGGCUGCCCCUCCUCCUUUCUUCUUGGCUUUCUCUUCCUCUCCCCCACACCAUUCUCAGUAAAACCAAAAAUCUCCCGCUCCCUCCCCGGCCACGCCGUGGCUGCAGCUCUGCGCUCUGCGGGGCGUUCUGGACGCCCCGGUUCUCACGCUAGCUUUCUGCUGGCCACCUCUCCUCCUACACCGCUGCUGCUUUCUGCUUUUCCUUCUUGGACCGUCUUGUGCAAUUUUUCUGUGUCUUGACUUUUGACCAUAAGGGGGAGCGAGGUCCUAGUCCUGACCGUGCGACCCCGGUGUGGGCCCGGGGCCUGUCGAAGUGCAGAAGCCGGCCGGCAGCGGCCCCCGAGGUCCCGUGUGGCCGGGCAGGAAGAGGGAGACGGCCUCUCGGAUCGCAGGCUCCCAGGUGCUGAUUGACUGACGAGGUGUGACUGCAGCUCUGUGCACCGCCUCGAGGCCCCGCCGUGCCGCUGCUCCUGGUAAACGCCAAGGCGUCUGGCUCGGGGACCUGACGACUGGGCCCAGGAGGAUGGUAUGACUGUGUCGGUCCCCCCGACGAGACGGCUUGCCCGUGGCGGGUCCUGCGUUGGAAACCGGCCUGCCUCGCCCGGCCGGGGAAGCACUGCUGCAGGACAAGGCUUCCCCCUCCAGAGCCAGAGCGCGUGGGCUGAGCGGCAGGCUCUUCCGGAAAGUGACGGCGGAGUCAACCCUGGCCUUUCUUCAGCAGCCCCGGCUGCACUGCUUUUUCAACCGUUCACCAGCAUUCAAAACCAAAUCUGACAGCCUUGAGACCAGCCGGGCCUGUGCUGGUCUAAACCCCAGACCCAGGCAGCCCUGAUGUCCUCUUUCUACCCACAGGCCACCAAGCCCCUGCUGGCCCCGGGCUGGGAGGGUCACCUGUGCCAUUCUCGCCAGGCCUCCCUUGUUGUUCUGUGGCUUUGGCACGGUCGUGUGCUGAUGCUUGUUGAGCACACCUGCAGUGCUUUAGGUGGUGUGCAACCAGGACAGGCUGCUCGGUGAGCAGCACAGCUGUGCCGAGCUUUCUGCCCUGUCCCUCACAUAGUCUGUCCCCUCUCCCCAGGCAAGGCCCCCGUGUCCUGAUGGGCCUGCGGGGCUCCCACAGAAGGCUGAGGCCCCCAGAGGGCCUGCUUAAGAACUCCUGAGCUCUGGGGUGCCGGGAGCGGGUCUUGGUGGCACAGGAAUGUCAGUGUCGUUGGAUGGGCUGGUUCCUUCUCUGGCGUCACAGUAGAAGCCAAGCCUCGGCUUAUCAUCCAAAGGGGAGAGAUGGGUCUUUUCGUCGAGGCCACAACCCUUCUGGCAUCACUUGCAUCAGAGAUAGUUUUAAUUUCCCAGAGAACGAGGGGUCUGUUUCCUACGACCUGUGGGCCCUCAUCUCUGUCAGAUGGCUGAAAAGGAGCAGCCCCCGCCCCCCCCGGCUUCUGGUUACUCUUAGGGAGUGGACAUUGUUUUAGAAAAUAGGCGUCUCUCCCAUCCUUCUCUGACCAUCUUGGGCUGCAAAGCAGAACCUGGGGAAAGGGUGGCCUGGUGGCUGCUGAUGGCCGGUGUUCGGCCAGCAGCCUCCUGCACCUGCCCCAGCAGCCAGGCACCACGAGGAGGUCCCCGGCCACGUGUUCCUGCUCCAGGCUGCGUCCGCAGCUGAGCACCAUUCAGCUGUGGAGCCGGGCCUCCAGCAGAUGCACGUGUGCUUGGGCUGGGGCGGUGCUGAGAGCAGGCAUGUCCCGCCCACAGCAGCCUCUCGGGACCUGUUCUCAGCGUGCGUGCGUGUUCCCCAAGGUGUUCUCAGUGUGCUGUGCGCAGUGCCUCCGAGGUGAGUCCACCACCUUCGUGACCCGGCAGCUCUGGCUCCGUUUCCUAAGGCGCAGUGAUGGGAGUCAGAUCUUCUCUGCCCCCCAAACCCGAGUCAAGGCAGGCUAGCAUCUCACCAGCCGGGCUUCACGAGCAAUUUGAGUGGGUAUAAGGGUCAUUGGGGGGGGCUUUGUCACCCCACUGGUCCCUGGCACAUUCCUGUUAGAGCAGAGCCCCGUCUUUGGCAGUUGGCUCAAACCAUGUUGCCGGGGACUGAAACAACUCGGUCCCACCACAUCCCAUGAGCUCGCUAGGCUGGCUCGUCCUGAUCUGGCAACUUUGGUUCUUCUUUCCGACGUAAACACCCUCUUCUGGUCCCAGCGUACCACACCCUCUGUCAGACACCCCACGUUGGGGAGACCAGCUCCGCACCACCCACCAGAGCAGGAGGGCACAGGCCAAUCUACCUCAGCAGCCGCGGCCCCUCCACCUCUGGGUGGCCCCAUGAGGUGGAGGCGGCCCCCAGGCAGCGGGGGCAGGAGAGAGCAGGGAGGCCGUGCUGGAGGGCUGGAGGGUCCUUGCUGCCAUUCCCCUCCUUGGAGCUCGGUGAUGGGAGAGCUAUUUUUACCACCCAGGCUCUGGAGCUGCACUAUUAAUAAGUUGCAUGUGUCCCUGCUGCAGGUGGGGGCAGUCCUUGGGGGGGGGGGGGGCGUGGCUGUUGCUCCCUUCUAGUCUGCUCUAACCCUGAGUGUCUGGGCCACCAGAGAGAGUGGUUGCCCAGAGAACCUUUCCCAUUUGUCUGAAGUCAGAACUUACCACAUUUCAGAAACCAAAACAGUUCAUCUGUGCUACAGCCUCUGCAGAUGCAGCCCCUCGGGCCUGGAGCCCGGGGUGCUGUUCCAGGGCGUGCUGCUGGGCUGUCUUGAGGGACCUUCCUCCGUUCCUUUGGCCUUUGGCUAAGUGGUGAAUGAGGGGGGUCAGAGCAUCCCCUCCCAAGAGGCCUGUGUAAUUGGAGGUGGCUGGUGUGGGGCUGGGGGCUGGUUUGGAUUUCUUUUGCAGCUUCAGCCUGUCCUGGUGGUUUCCCGGGCCUGGUGAGAGGGCAGGGAGGCCAGGGUGUGACUCCCUCCCUGCCUAAGACCUAGGCUGUGAUCAGACGCCCAUGCCUGUUCUUCACAGGCUCCCGCUGUUUCUUGGAGAGGGUGUUAAGAGUCAGACAAUUGUGUGGUCCCUCCCUCUCCUGCCCUCCCAGCUCACAGCCCCAUCUGUGAGGAGGCAAAUUUGGGCACGACUACAGAUGAGGGUCAUUGUGGGAUGCCUUGGAGCCUAAAUAGAAUCCCUUUCCCACCUGGGUUGGCCUGUGAGGAAGGCUUUGCCAACUUCUCACUCUUUAACCCCCGUUUUUGUGAAGAUUAAUUCCUCCCCAAAGGCCGACGAGGACCUACUUGCUGCCUCGUGUCCCCACACCCCACACCCCACAGCCUUUCUACGGAGGCCUCAGAAAGGCGCUGGGCCCACUGGCUCCAGGGAGCCUGUUGGGCCGCCCAUGUGAGUUUGUCCUUAGCAGAUUGCUGUUUCUGUAAGAAGUGCCUUAUCUGCCGUGUGGUCCCGGCCUCGCCUGCACUGUAUGGCCUGGGCGCAGGCCGGCUGUCAGGAGCACCCGGGACACUGGCCCGGUGCAGUCACAUGUAAAAGGGAUGCUGAUUGUGAGUUUGCCUCCUUUGUCUCAGCCUCCCCUGCUUCAUUGUGUUAGGACCUGGGAUCUAUUCCGUUUUGUUUGCGGUUUCUCCCUGGAGUUGGUUUUCAGGCCUGGGUGGCUGGAAGUCAGGGAAGGCCCACUGCAGGCACCUGUGCCUCCCACCUGUUCAUACCCGUUAAGAGAAGCUCAGAGGGCCAGGGGCACUAAGCCCAUGUAUGUCUUUGGCCCCAACAUGGUAAGACCAGCUCUUCCAGUCUGUGUCUCCUGUCACCCUCCCAUCCCCCCACAGAUUAUAAAGAAAGGUACCCUUGCUAAAACCUCUUCUGAUCUUUUUGCUUCCCACUCAACCCAAAGUGUAUCUGACAAAGGUGUUUACUUUGCAGUCAAGACGGUUAACUCACACAUCCCCGUUGGAAAAUGGGUCUAGGUCAGCUGUUGCAGAACUUCUUCCAGCUUCCAAUUCAGUGUUACCUUGUGUUAGCAGCUACCCUCCCCCCCAAGACUGCCUGCCUUUCCCUUGCUCUUCCGGGUUGUGCAAUAACCCUCCCAGCCAGUGGUCGGUCCACAGGCCUUGCUGUCCCUUACUGUGCCCUGCGAUGGGGAAGGGAAGGGGCCCAUGGGAGGGGCAGUCGUCACCCCCUACAGAAGAACUGUUAGCCACUUCCCCUUUGUGCUGUCAUUCUCGUGAUCCUGGGUGGGUUUCUGUGGCACUCUAGUAGAACAUUGUAGCGUCAUCUUAGAAGUCCAUAGAAUGUUUGUACAAUCUGUUGAAAAGGAAAAAAACUAUCCUCAUGAAGGGGCAUUAAUAAGUCAGUGUCCGAGAAUAAGAUCUGGGACACGGAGGUGUGACCAUCCCUCUGCCGGAAGCUUCGAGUUUCUUGUUCAUGCAGAGAUUUUCUGAGUCGGCCACGGCUGGACAGCCCUGUUCACCCAGUAGGCUCCACCUGUGCUUGGAAGUGCCACCACUUCCUUGGGUACAGAUUCAAGUGUUUAUGGGUGAGAUUAAACCUCAUUUUUCAGUUCCUCUUGUUUAAUAAACAUCUGAAGGAUAAGCAGAGACUGCUGGUGCCCUGGGCAACUCAUAAUGCAAAUGUGGACAAAAAGUGUCUUUUUGUUUUUCUACUUUAGCCAGUUCAUGUUCAUGUUAUGGACCAAAUUUCAGCAAGGAACUCAAGGAAAUUUUGUGCCUGCCGUAUUUAUGCUCAUGUAAAAGGUUCUAGUUUGUGUUUUUGAUUGUGUGUGUUUUUUUUUCUGUUGUUUUUUUCUUUUUUGGGGGGUGGGUUACUUUCAGUGAACUUUUUUCAAAAUCCUUUUUUCACUGUUUCUGUCUGGUAUGAAAACAAAUUACAAUUUUGUAUGGAUUUUUUAAAUGUACAUUUUGAAACAAAUGAUCAGCAAAUAUUUUUGAAAUAACUGAAUAAAAAGGCAUAGAAUUAUCAGUC